Molecule: messenger RNA, 6926 nt
Organism: Xenopus tropicalis (tropical clawed frog)
Lineage: Eukaryota; Metazoa; Chordata; Amphibia; Anura; Pipidae
Gene: gpc4
Product: glypican 4
Exons: 9
Coding region: 300-1967 (555 amino acids)
Biological process (GO): regulation of signal transduction
Cellular component (GO): extracellular matrix; plasma membrane
Source: RefSeq, a predicted model, not a curated record
GAGCUCCGCCCCCUGGCUCUGCAUUCCAUGCUGGUGCGCCCAGGCUCCGGCUACACAUGCGCUCCUUGCUCCAGUUCCUAGACUCUGGCUGGAGGAGGGAGGGGGGACAAGUGAGCAGAGCGCAGCCCUCCGGCCAAUCAGUCAGGAGGCGGCAGCAGCAGGGGCAGAACUAGGGGAUUCUCAGCACUUUGCAAAGUUCCCCGGACACAGAGCCACCCCCGGGAGCCGGAGUAAUCUGUGCGGCCAGUCAUCAAGCUCCGUGCCGAUCGCAUUCAUUCCCCUGCAGUGCCUGCCUCACCAUGGUCUGGAUCUCCUUCUACCCCCUGCUCGCUUGCACUUUAGCGCUAUUCAGUCUCCCCGUCGGGGCAGAUCUCAAGUCCAAAAGUUGUUCGGAGGUUCGGAGACUGUACAUUUCCAAGGGCUUCAACCAGAACGAUGCGCCGACCCACGAAAUCAAUGGUGACCACCUGAAAGUCUGCUCCCAGAGACAUACUUGCUGCUCCCUAGCAAUGGAGGAAAAAUACAGCCAACAGAGUAAACAUGACUUCAAGGUUGCAGUUAUCGAACCAUGUAAUAACAUGCAACAUAUUUUUGCCUCCAGAUUCAACAAGUUUGAUGAGUUUUUCAAAGAACUUCUCCAGAAUGCUGAAAACUCUCUAAAUGACAUGUUUGUGAGGACUUAUGGGCGGCUAUACAUGCAGAACUCUGAGCUUUUUAAAGAUUUCUUUGUGGAACUUAAAAAGUACUAUGUUGGUGGCAAUGUUAACCUGGAGGAGAUGUUGAAUGACUUCUGGGCGCGACUGCUGGAGCGCAUGUUUAGACUGGUGAACCCCCAGUACCAGUUUACAGACGAGUACUUGGAAUGUGUCAGCAAAUACACAGAUCAGUUGAAGCCAUUUGGGGAUGUGCCACGAAAACUAAAGCUUCAAGUCACUAGAGCCUUUGUGGCAGCUCGUACAUUUGCACAGGGCCUGUCAGUGGCCCGGGAUGUCAUCAACAAAGUGUCCAGUGUAAACCCAACACCACAGUGUGUGAAAGCUAUGCUGAAAAUGACCUAUUGCCCGUACUGCAGUGGACUUGUUACAGUAAAGCCUUGUAACAAUUACUGCCUGAAUGUUAUGAGAGGCUGUUUGGCUAAUCCUGGAGACCUGGAUACUGAAUGGAACAACUUUAUAGAUGCCAUGCUAUUGGUAGCUGAGAGACUGGAAGGGCCAUUUAACAUUGAAACUGUCAUGGAUCCCAUUGAUGUGAAGAUCUCCGAUGCCAUCAUGAACAUGCAGGAAAACAGCAUGCAAGUUUCUCAAAAGGUUUUCCAGGGAUGUGGGCAGCCCAAACCUCUUUCACAGGGAAGACAGGCUCGCUCUGUUUCUGACAGCAACUUCAACAGUCGCUUUAGGUCGUAUGGUCCUGAGGAGCGACCAACCACUGCUGCUGGCACCAGUUUGGACAGACUGGUGGCAGAUGUUAAAGAAAAGCUGAAAACCGCCAAAAAGUUCUGGUCGUCCUUGCCGGGCAGCAUCUGCAAGAACAACUGGACAUCAGGAGCCAGUGAGGAUGAUUGUUGGAAUGGAAGUGAAAAAAGCAGGUACUUGUAUUCGGUCAUUGGCAAUGGUUUGGCCAGCCAGGCAAACAACCCUGAUGUACAGGUUGACAUUACAAAACCAGAUAUGGUCAUCCGUCAGCAGAUCAUGGCACUGCGCAUCAUGACAAAUAAAAUGAAGAAUGCCUAUAAUGGGAAUGAUGUGAACUUUAUUGACAUAGUUGACGAGAGCAGUGGCGAAGGAAGUGGCAGUGGCUGCGAGCCCCCAAAAUGUCCUGGGGUUGAUUCUGGCACAACAAAGGUUAUUGAGCCGAAGAUCAAAAUCAUUAAUUUUAAUGAGAAAACGCCUUCUGCAGCCGCUACCAAAAGUGCUUCUCUAUCAGUCCUUAUUCCAAGCAUUUUAUUCUUGGUGAGGCAAUGGAGAUAAUGGAAGAUAUUGUUAAACAUUAGCAAAAAGACAAUUUUUUCUUUCAAUAUGGAAAUGCACCUUUUCUUUUAUAACAUCAAAUGACUUGACUUUGGUACUGGAGAAAGGUGUAUAAUUUUUACCAUAUUGCCACUCAUUCAAGAUUUGGAUCGACCAUUCACCCUCAGUGACUGUCAUGAGGGAUAAAAGGAUUUACCAUCAGUCCACUUUGGCUUCAGGUUAAUGUGGCAAACAGACAUGUACAUAAAGAUUUGUAGGUAGCUCUGCCUUAGUGUUUUUUUUUUUGGUUUUUUUUUGUUUUUUGUUUUUUUAAAUCACAUUUCCAUAAAAUUAAUCCCAGGGUCACACAUUCAUAUGUAACAUGUAUGCUUUUUUAUGUGAUAUGUGUACAGAAGCUGUUUUUAUUUAUCAUUUUAUCUUUUUGGAAAACUGACCGUGCAGCCAGAGGGGGGAAAAAUGCUUCUUUUAGUAAAAUCUCCACUUAGGCGUCAUUAUUACUGCUUUCUGUAUUGGGAGAAAAAGAAGAGAACAAGACAUGGCCUUUAUCUAAUAGUACUAAGUGUUCAGAUGCUCUUUGGUACACUUGACCAAAUGUUGGUUUCUCAGGACCACUGGAACAGGUUAACUCUGCCUUUUAUAUAGUUGUGAGAGAUUAAAAAAUGUUAAUGGUCAAAUUACAUUUUAUAAUUGGCUUGAUCCAACAUCACUAGUUAUUUCUUAGUUUGCAAGGUUGUUCCAGAAUGGAUAUAUCUGGUUGUUCUGAUAUUAGGAUGUGCCACCGUGUGCUCUGUGUAGCAUAUUGUGCACUGUUUGCAAGGGAAGACUUUGGAUCUUUUCUUGUAAUGUUCACCUCUCCGGUUUCAGUGCUUCAUUAAUCUGAAAUACUGUCAGUGCACAGCCGUUGUGCAAAGGCAGGCAACACAAUUAUUUUUACACCUAAUUAAUUCAGUUUGUUGCCUAAAGGUACUAUCCAGGUAAAUAAGGCAACUACUAUCCCAAAUUAAGUACUGAAAUACAACCAUGUAUUUGGUUAUAUAAGCCACACAUAAAGGCCAUAUCUGCCACUGUCUUUUCUAUUUGUAUUAUGGCUCAGAAUACCAGUUACAGGCUUGGGAUACACUUCUUGUUUUUUAUUUAAAGGUACUGUUGCUGAAAGGUACAUUUCAAUUAUAUAAGGCCUUGUAGCCUAGCAUCUUCCUCGUAAUUUAGUAACAUGUAUUUAUUCAUAUUUCUUUCCAUAAAAGCAUUGUACUUUAAACUACUCAUAUCAAGCAAUGUUUUUUUGCCAGUUUAGACUUUUAUUACAAUGAACAUUGUGAUUUUUUACACAUCAUCUCCACCCUUAGAGUCAGCAUAUAGAAGUUCUAAACCUUUACUUUUUGGGGGAUUUAUUUAUUAAAAACGUGAAUAGAUGGAACAUUUUAUAGAUUUAUUUUUUUUUUCUAGGUGGAAAAAAUAGAAAAAAAUGGCUUUUGAAUGGGUAGGAGGUUGUAAAUAAAUAGCUUUAGCCGAGAUUUGAGAGAGUGGGGAAUUAGCUGAUCCGUAGUAACUACCUCUGUUCUGAGGAAUUUCCUUUUUAGCUUUGAGAGUCAUUACAUUUGAUAGACAUGAAUCUGGUCUCCAUAAUGCAACAAGACAAGCUAUUUCUGCAGAUUUUAUCCUUUUUCUUUUUGUCCAACCAUGGAUUUUUUUAUAGGACCUAUAGAGUUGGUUUAACAGAGAUUUUGACUCUGGAUGUCAUGAUGCCACCAAUCCAUUUUAGACCGACUAUCCUGCCUUUUUACCACUAACCUUUCUAAAUGCUUAAAUUAUGUUUAUGCUUCUAUGUUUUCUCCUUUCUUGAUCUAAAAAAUGUUUGGUUCUUCAGCUCUCUAGAGGUUUGGACAUGUAACUCUAGCUUUAUCUUUUUAUGCAAGAAUGGUUUGUAGUGGCGGCAGAGUUCUCCUUGGAACUCAGAGGAUUAAGCUCAGCUGGCAGGCCAGUAUUGUGGUUAUAGGGGUAGCUCCUUUGUUUUUUGUUUUUUUUUUGUCCCUGCAAUUGAGUUUUAAUUGCAUAUUUCAGUGAACACAAGGCCAACUAAUACAAUACACAGUAUUUGCAAAAGCUGAAGCUUGAAAAUCUUCAUUCUAGUUUGUGUUUUUAAACUACUACAUUGUAUGGUCUUUUUUAGAAAUUCAGUUAAACACAGUGGCAAAUUAGACCACUGACAUCCAACAGAAAGGUUGACAAACAAACAAACCUUGGGUAAUUGUGUUGGUGUAUUUUUUUGGGACAUAGUGGGAGACACAAUGCAACACAAAAUCCACUUAUUAAAAGAAAUAAGCAAAUUGUGCAUUCUAAACUUUGUUUUCAUAACUUUACUGGCAGUUCUAGAGGGUCUUGUCAGAGCUGGAAUGGUGGAAUUACACUACAAAGGCUAAUGGUGGACCCUUUAGGCAUAAUGGACAAAUGGACCACACACACUUAUUUUGCAAUGUUUAGAUAUGUUAAUAUUUAUUUAAGCUAUGAAGGAAAAGCAAGUAGUAUAGUAAUCUAUAAAUAAAAUAAAAUAGGUGUGACUAUAGAAUUGUAUACAUGUAUAAUCCACACCGUGUUGCCAUUUUAUACAUAAGACUGCAUUAAUAUCAUGGUCUGUUGCUGAGAGAGACAUGCACGUUGCCUUAUGUGAAUAUGGUUCAUAGUGCCAUAUUAUAAUCAACCUGCAUUUGAAUGAAACUAUGGUGCAGCAUUUUAAUACUGUGUAUUACAUACCUUUGUCAUACAGCUAGAUACAGCAUUGUAGAUGUUAAUACAAACUUCUGUAUUAAUGGAAACGUUUGAUACAUAGCCUUCAUUAAUUCUAAAUUCAUGGCUGCCAGAGGGGAAUAUACUGACAGCAAUAGGGGUGCUUAAAAAUUAUAAAUAACUGGUCAUUCUGCCUUAUUACUGUGUUUUUAAUAAAUGUGCCUUUUUAAUGUAGACUUUUUUUUUUUUUAAAUGUAUUUUUAUGCUUUUUUUUUCUUGUCUGUCAUCCCUAAAAAACUUUUUAAAGGAUAAGUAAGUCAGUUUUAUAUCUGUUGUAUAUGUACAGAAAUUUGUGGGGCAUAACUUUUGUGGUUACCUAUAAAGCCAUAUAUGAAAUGUUGUUUUCCUUUUAGUUAAUGGGUUUUUUUUUUUGUUACCAAAAAAAUGUGCAUUUGUAAAAUUCCGUGGAGGCUUUCACCCUCCUCUUCCAAAUCUACAGGCAUUACAACCACAAAUGUGAAAGGCACCAUUGCCCCAUCCCUGCAUUAUGGAAAAUAUGACAUGCACUAAAAAUUAAGUAAAUUAAAAAAAUUCUGUGUUCUUCGGCUCUACACACAGAGGGAUCGCCUUUUGUCGAAUUUGUUUGCACAAACCAAAACCUGACAAAGUUACAUAGUAACUAUAAAAUAAUUUAGUAAAGGAGGACUGUUGGCCAUUGCAUAGUUUUGUAAUUAUUUAGGUUUUAUCAGCAAUGAUAUAAAUGGACAUAGGUGGCCAUGAGUAUGUUGGGGAAGCAGUGGUACUUGCUAAAUUAUAUAAAUGUAUGUAAUUAUAUCUGAGUUCUUAUUUCAUGAUUGGGAAUUUCUUCAUUGAUCUUUCCAUCUUUUUUUUUUUUUUUUGUAGAUAUAUAACUUGUUUGUUUUUGCAAAUCUAGGUUAGUUUGGAGAGCUAUUCCUUCGUUGGUAACCAAUUUUUAUUUAACCUUUGUAAAGAGCUUGUCUGGGGAUGGUGGUCUAAAGCCACCAAAAACAGGAAAAUGCCAGCUGAAUGUAAAAUAUCUAAGUGUAAUAUUCAGAUAUAUAAGUAAAUGCCUCCAUGCACACAUUAGAAAAAAUUGUUGGAACCUAUAACUGCUGCUUUAUAGUGAGCCGGGGAAGCAUCUCUGCUGUGCAUUCCUUGCAUCCUGCUUUGGUACCCACUACACUCCUAUGUUAAGGAAGAGGUGUGUAAAGCAAAAUUGCUACCCUAAUUUUCUAUCCUAUAUCAUGUUUUCCUAUAUAUUUCAUCAGAGCAUGGAAAUUAUAUAGUAAUAUAUAUUUCUGAAUGUUACAGCUUAAUUUCUGCAAGUUUAGAACAUUGUCAGAAGGGGGCUUGGCAGCAUUUAGGAGCCACAGCUUUUUUUUUUUUCCAGAAAAAGAAGUUGGGACAAAAUGUCUGGAGAUUUGUUAUGGCUGCUGAACACUGACAUGUCUGUCUUUACCACAGAAGAGGGAUACAAACAUCCCUGUUACAAAGAUAAAAAGCAGACUGAGAAAACAAAAUGUGGCUAUAUUGCACAGCUGUUCUUUGCCUUUAAGCAGUUACGCCAUUGGUUAGAAAGACAAUACAGCUGCUUUGUUGACCUGUCUAUGCUUUCAAUAGACAGCACUUGGUGAGGAAUACAACAUCAUCCUUUUCUGCAAGCACCGCUGCUCUCCAGUAAUCAUGCUAAAUGGCAAAUGAAAUCACUAGGCACUGUCACGGCAGGGUAACUGAUGCACUCGAUACUUUGUAGCCCCUGUGUGGGUAGCUGACAGCACAACACAAGCUCAAUGCAGACCCAAGCUUAUUGUGAAGUUUCACCAAAACUUUGAUUGCAUUGCUUACAAUUACAUAAAUGAACCAGACAUUCUUUAAAUUUAAACUUCCGGUUUACUGCGCAAAGUGUUUAGUUCAGAGAAUGGCUUGAUGUUUCAAUGGCAAUACCAAAUCCAUUGCCUUGUACUCUGCCCUCUAACCCCGUAGCACAGGUGUAAAUUGUGGCUAAGCCGAGAACUGGUUUUAAACAUCCGUUAUCAUGCUAUUAAAGGUUGUUGUUAUAGUUUUCUGCGUUUACCAAUCAAAUAGUUAAUUUUUGUUUUGUUAAUGGGCUGUUAUUUGCAUGUCCUAUAACCUGUUGUUUUUUUUGUCUGUUUUACCAUUGAAACCCAGACAUUAUGCUCCAACAAACAGAAAUAAAUUAAAAAUUACACCAUU